Molecule: messenger RNA, 1890 nt
Organism: Dreissena polymorpha
Lineage: Eukaryota; Metazoa; Mollusca; Bivalvia; Myida; Dreissenidae
Product: peroxisomal succinyl-coenzyme A thioesterase-like
Exons: 8
Coding region: 194-1342 (382 amino acids)
Biological process (GO): fatty acid metabolic process; acyl-CoA metabolic process
Molecular function (GO): fatty acyl-CoA hydrolase activity
Source: RefSeq, a predicted model, not a curated record
CUCACUCGGGGUUAAAAAUAAGGACGAUGCUUGUUGGUCAUAUUUUUACAGUUUUGUUUAGACGUUAUUGAUCAAAGGAGCGAUUGUGUUUAUGAUGAGGAAUUGUAUCGACGACGUGUCAGAAACAAUACAUCCAUUACCGGCUUUCUAAGCUCGCUGCGCUUUCCAAAGAACCUCCGUGGACUCACCGAAUAUGAGUUAUCAAGAAACGGCGCAAAUUACAGUGGACAACUCGGACGCACUGGUUGAUGACGUCAUCACGAUAACAGUUCAUGGUCUGGGCGCAGGUCAGAGGAUAACGUUACGUGCACAGAUGCAACGCGAUGGGCGAACGUUCGGAGCAUGCGCGUGGUUCACUGCAGACGACAAUGGCGUCAUCAUUCUUGCACGUGAUGCCUCCACUGGCGGAACGUAUGAAGGCAUCUCACCAAUGGGCUUAUUCUGGAGCAUGAAAUCCGCCCCUGACCAGCCUUACGGUCUGCGGCUGCUGGUCAGAAACGCCUCCUUCGCGCUCAUCUGUGACAUUGCGGCUUUUCCUGGUCACGUGAAUUUCGCGGAAGUGUUCAACCCUGAUCACGUGCCAAUGUGCACGCGCUCAAUACGGCGCUGGUACAUGAGCAGAGGUGUACAAAAGACUCCCGUCCGACAGGGGCGACUGCGGGGGACGAUGUUUAUUCCGCCAGGUCGCGGGCCAUUUCCGGGGGUUAUCGACAUGUUCGGCACGGCAGGCGGCAGCAUUGAGUUCCGAGCCGCUCUGCUGGCUUCACGGGGCUACGCCACUUUUGCGCUGGCGUACAUGCGCUACCAAGAUUUACCUUUGAACAUUUCCGAUGUGAAUUUCGAAUACUUUAUUGAAGCAGUCGAGUGGUUCGCAAGGCAAGAACACGUGGACUCUGAGAACAUUGGUGCUAUUGGUGUUUCGAAAGGAGGGGAAAUUGCUCUGCAUAUGGCUUAUUUCACCGACAAGAUUAAGGCUGCGGUCAGUAUAAACGGUGCGCCGUUUUUCACCCACGUCCCAAUGAUGUAUAGAAACAGCCCGUUAGGCCAGAGCAUAUUUUCCAAAGACAAUGUGAUUCUAACAGAUGAAGGAAUUCUUACUAAAGAUAUGAUGGACUGCGAAAUAGAGAAAUAUCUUCCGGUAAGCAGUGUCCCAGCGAGAGAGAUCCAUGGGGCUCGUGAGUACUCAUGUGGAGCCCAUAGGGAAGUCCAUUUGGAAGAAAGACGUCAACGUUCUUUUGAUAAAUGGGGCAAACGACGAAUGUCUUCAUCCCAAGAUCCUCAGAACGCUGUACGACCUGUAUCCAGGGGACCGGAAACACCUGUGUCAACUGUACGCAUAUAAGGACGCCGGACACCUGAUCGAGCCGCCUUAUGCACCGCUGGCGAGAGUGACGAAGAAACAGAACGAAACUGUCGCUGAUCAUGAAAAAGGUGCGAGCAUACCUACCUAAAGGUUAAAAUAUACUAACAGAUUUAAUUAACGAAUUCAAUGUGAAGGCUAUUACUUUAACAACUAAUACUAGAGUCAAUAUUAUGCGUGUAGAAACCCUCAUAACCAUACCUUUUCUUAUUGAGCAUUCCCAGCCGAAUUGAUUUCACCAAUAAAAAGAUAGGUCAUGCGAUUUGUAAGAAAGAACUCGACAAAAAUCAAAGGUCACUGUUUUACGACCAUCUUUGUAACGACUACACUCCAUAUGAAGCUAUUCUGCCAAAUGUCAAGGUAUCAUCAUGGAUUCUCCAAUCUUGAAGCAAAGCAGAUAACUUGUAAUACACAAAAUGGUGUUCAUACCACGCGCACAUACAGAGAAUUGUGUCUUAAAAUAAAUUGUGUUGAUUGUUCAGAGACGAUAUCAUGUGUAGUAUACUGUAACUAAUAACCUUUUUAUCUUA